Camelina sativa (false flax) is the source of this 1818-nucleotide messenger RNA. Its product is annotated as DEAD-box ATP-dependent RNA helicase 38. Lineage: Eukaryota; Viridiplantae; Streptophyta; Magnoliopsida; Brassicales; Brassicaceae. The record is from RefSeq and is a predicted model, not a curated record. Gene Ontology annotation, molecular function: nucleic acid binding; RNA helicase activity; ATP binding.
UUCUUAUUUAUUUUUUCAUCUUUCUCCCCCAAAUUUUGUCUCCGACUUCAAAAACGAAAAAGCACAACACAAUCGUUCAUCAAUCGUCUUCUUCGUACCUUCUCUCUGAUUCCCUCAUUCAAUAAUUCACAGCUAUGGCGGAUACAGUAGAGAAAGUUCCCACCGUUGUUGAGUCAUCAUCUUCCUCCGUGGAAGCACCUGUUAUUGCCGACAAGACUGAGCCCACGACAACGGAGAAGAAAAAGUGGGGCGAUGUAGAAGAUGAUGACGAAGAGGAAGCAGUAUCGGAACUCAAUUCUUUGACCAUUAAGGAAGAAGAGAAAAGUGAUUCUGUGCUUGAAGAACCUGAAGAUUCAAACAUCAAAGCGGUUGUUUCGGGUGAUACACCAUAUACAUCAGCGAGUAGGUUUGAGGAUUUGAACUUAUCUCCUGAGUUGAUGAAAGGCUUGUACGUGGAGAUGAAGUUCGAAAAGCCUAGCAAGAUUCAAGCUAUCAGUUUGCCCAUGAUUAUGACGCCACCUCACAAGCAUCUGAUUGCUCAGGCGCAUAACGGAUCUGGAAAGACCACUUGUUUCGUUCUUGGAAUGUUGAGUCGGGUUGAUCCUAAACUGGCGGAGCCUCAGGCGCUCUGCAUUUGUCCCACUAGAGAAUUAGCUAAUCAGAAUAUGGACGUUCUUCAGAGGAUGGGGAAGUUUACUGGGAUCACUGCUGAAUUAGCUGUGCCAGAGUCAACGAGAGGCGGACCAUCUGCUCCAAGACGAGGUCCUGUUACUGCUCAUGUGGUGAUUGGCACCCCUGGAACGCUUAAGAGGUGGAUGUCAUUCAAGAGACUAGGUCUAAAUCAUUUGAAGAUUCUUGUUUUUGAUGAGGCUGACCAUAUGCUUGCUACGGAUGGCUUUAGGGAUGAUUCCUUGAAGAUAAUGAAAGACAUUGGGAGAGUUAAUCCCAAUUUCCAGGUUCUACUUUUCUCGGCAACUUUUAACGAAACUGUCAAAGAUUUUGUGGCGAGGACAGUCAAGGAUCCCAACCAAUUGUUUGUCAAAAGAGAGGAUCUAGCUUUGGACUCGGUAAAGCAGUUUAAAGUUCUUUGCCCGAAGGAGGAAAACAAGAUUGAAGUCAUUAAGGAUCAGAUUAUGGAGCUUGGGGAUAUUGGGCAAACCAUUAUCUUUGUGAGAACAAGAGUGUCUGCUGGUAAGGUGCACAAGGCCCUUGCGGAAAUGGGAUAUGAUGUCACCAGUGUCCAUGGUAAUAUGUCUGAAGUGGACAGAGAUAAGAUUGUUAAGGAGUUCAAAGACUGCCUUACUCAAGUGCUAAUUGCUACUGAUGUCAUUGCAAGAGGUUUUGACCAACAGCGGGUGAAUUUGGUUGUGAAUUAUAAUCUUCCCACUAAAUAUGAAACCGGAGAGCCAGAUUAUGAGGUGUACCUUCACAGGGUUGGGAGAGCUGGCCGGUUUGGUCGUAAAGGAGCGGUAUUUAACCUGCUGUUAGAUGAUGGGGGGGAUAAAGAGGUGAUGGAUAAGAUCGAGAAGUAUUUUGGAGCAAAUGUUAAGGAGAUUAAGUCAUGGAACUCUGAGGAGGAGUAUAAGAGUGCGUUGAAGGAAGCUGGCCUGCUCGACGAGUGAGGAAGAGGAACAUAAUGUGUUCAAAAACAUCUAAAAGACUUAUGUCGUCUGUUUUUUUUGAGAUUGCUUAAGAAAGAAACUUGUAUACGUCUUUGGGGUUUUUUUUUUGUAAUCUUUUUUAUCAGAUUGCUGAGAUUUUCAGACUUUUGUAGCUUAUUUAUCAUCAAGGGAAAAAAAAACAUGAUUUUGUUGUCAA